AUGUUUAGGAAACGAAACCUAGUUUUGCAAUCGAUGCGUCGAGUCAAUCUCAAUAACCUAGAAACCCUAAUUUCGCGGCGGCUAUGGAGUCGCGCAGUAUCCACACACUCGAAUAGGAAUCAAACUGGAAUAUUCUCACUAGCUGGGGAAUUAGCAUCACUUGUAGAGGAAUCUCCCGCUCACGUUGAUGAUACCAAAUCAAAAAGCCGUAUGGAGCUAAAACGAUCUCUCGAGCUUCGUUUAAAGAAAAGAGUCAAAGAGCAAUACAUUAACGGGAAGUUUACUAACUUAUUGAAGAAAGUGAUUGCUAGGCCUGAGACUCUACGUGACGCUUAUGACUGCAUAAGACUUAACUCCAAUGUUUCCAUAACAGAUGGCAAUGCUGCGUUUGAGUUUGAUUGUAUGGCGGAAGAGUUAUCUAGUGGUGUGUUUGAUGUUGCUUCCAAUACGUUCUCGCUUGUGGCUAGAGAUAAAACGAAGGAGGUUCUUGUCUUGCCUAGUGUAGCUUUGAAAGUUGUUCAAGAAGCUAUUAGAAUAGUGUUGGAAGUUGUUUUCGGUCCUUAUUUUUCGAAGAUCUCGCAUAGUUGCCGAAGUGGAAGGGGACGUGGAUCUGCGUUGAAGUAUAUUAGCAAUAGUAUGUCUCGUUCUGAUUGGUGUUUCACUUUGAGCUUGUGUAAAAAGGUGGAUGAUUGUGUUUUGGAGAGCUUGCUCUCUGUGAUGGAGGAAAGAGUGGAAGAUAGUAGCUUGAGUGUCUUACUGCGUUCUAUGUUUGAAGCCCGGGUGCUUAAUCUUGAGUUUGGAGGGUUUCCUAAGGGACAUGGUCUUCCACAAGAAGGGGUGUUGUCUCGUGUGUUGAUGAACAUUUAUCUUGAUCGGUUUGAUCAGGAGUUUUAUAGGAUCUCAAUGAGGCAUGAGGCUCUGGAUCGUGAUUCAAAGACUGAUGAAGGUGGUCUAGGUUCAAAACUUCGGUCCUGGUUCAGGAGGCAGGCCGGAGAGCAAGAUUUGAAAAGUCCGCAGGUGAAGGAGAAUGCUGUCAGAGUUUAUUGUUGCAGAUUUAUGGAUGAUAUAUUUUUUUCUGUGACUGGACCCAAGAAAGUUGCGGUUGAUAUCAGAUCUGAAGCUUUAGAUUUCUUACGAAACUCACUGCAUUUGGACAUCACAGAUGAAACAGACCCGUCGCCAUGUGAAACGACCAGUGGGCUGCGUGUUUUGGGUACCUUGGUGAGGAAAAAUGUUAGGGAGAGUCCCGCUGUCAAAGCUGUUCACAAGCUAAAGGAGAAGGUUAGGCUCUUUGCAUUGCAGAAAGAAGAGGCCUGGACCUUGGGAACAGUUAGAAUUGGAAAGAAAUGGUUAGGACAUGGAUUGAAGAAGGUCAAGGAGUCAGAGAUCAGAGGCUUGGCGGAUAGUAACUCCACCUUGAGCCAAAUAUCUUGCCACAGAAAGGCAGGCAUGGAAACAGAUCAUUGGUAUAAGGUCUUGCUUAGAAUAUGGAUGGAGGACGUGCUGAGAACCUCUGCUGAUAGAAGCGAGGAGUUUAUCUUGUCCAAGCAUAUUGUUGAACCUGCAAUCCCUAAAGAACUUAGAGAUGCGUUUUACAAGUUCCAAAAUUGUGCUACGGCAUAUGUUUCUUCAGAGACAGCUAAAGUAGAAGCGCUUUUGCCAUGUCCAAGCUCUCAUGAUGGACCUGUUUUCUUUGGUGAUGUUGUUGCUCCUACCAAUGCUAUAAGAAGGCGUCUUUCUCGCUAUGGAUUAGUAACUGCUGCGGGUUAUGCUCGUACGAACUCUAUGCUUAUAUUACAAGAUACUGCCCAAAUAAUUGAUUGGUUCUCAGGACUUGUCCGGCGAUGGGUGAUAUGGUAUGGAGGCUGUAGUAAUUUUGAUGAGAUAAAGGCUCUUAUCGACAAUCAGGUCAGAAAGUCAUGCAUCCGGACUUUGGCAUCAAAAUAUCGAAUACAUGAAAAUGAAAUAGAGAAACGCCUUGAUGAAGAACUGAGCACGAUACCCUCUGCUGAAGAUAUAGAAGAGGAAAUACAACAUGAGAAACUAGAUUCUCCAGCUUUUGACAAGGAUGAACAUCUAACGUACGGCAUUUCCAAUAGUGGUUUAUGUUUGUUGUCUUUAACUCGAAUAGUGAGCGAAUCAAGGCCUUGCAAUUGCUUUGUAGCUGGUUGCUCUAUGGCGGCACCUGCUGUUUAUACCCUGCAUGCAAUGGAAAGACAGAAGUUUCCUGGUUGGAGAACUGGCUUUUCUGUUUGCAUUCCUUCUAGCUUAAAUGGAAGGAGAAUAGGGCUGUGUAAGCAACACCUCAAAGAUCUGUACGUAGGUCAAAUAUCACUUCAAGCCAUUGAUUUUGGAGCCUGGAGAUGA
Messenger RNA from Eruca vesicaria subsp. sativa (arugula), 2367 nucleotides. Lineage: Eukaryota; Viridiplantae; Streptophyta; Magnoliopsida; Brassicales; Brassicaceae. The record is from the annotation of a GenBank genome assembly.